This is a messenger RNA of Selaginella moellendorffii, 2674 nucleotides long. RefSeq names its product pentatricopeptide repeat-containing protein At2g35030, mitochondrial-like. The transcript has 3 exons. The record is from RefSeq and is a predicted model, not a curated record. Gene Ontology annotation, biological process: RNA modification. Gene Ontology annotation, molecular function: protein binding; RNA binding. Bases 42 to 2564 code for a protein of 840 amino acids. NCBI's taxonomy places the organism in Eukaryota, Viridiplantae, Streptophyta, Lycopodiopsida, Selaginellales, Selaginellaceae.
UCUUCGUCUUCCUCCCGAAACCUAGCAAUGGCCGGCGGCGAAUGACCGCCGUGAGUGCUUGUUGCAGGGAAUCCCUCGCUCGCCUCUUGCGCCAAUGCUCCAGCCUCGUCGAGGGGCGAGCCCUCCACGCCAGGAUCGCCGCCGCUGGGUUCGCGGAUCGCGAUGUGCUGCUCAGCAACAUGCUUGUUCGAAUGUAUGGCAACUGCGGCAGCGUGGGCGAUGCCUGCCGCGUCUUCGACGCCAUCGAGCCCAAGAAUCGCUUCUCCUGGAACAUGAUCCUGGCCGCCUACGCGGAGAAUGGCCACAUCGACGCAGCGCGCGCGGCGUUCGUCGCCAUGCCCGCGCGGGAUCUGGUUGCGUGGACAGUCCUUAUAGCCGGAUUCGCGAAGAGCGGCGAGAUGGAAGCCGCGAUAGCUACGUUCUUGCGGACGCCCCAGUGGGAUUCCCCUUGCUGGAAUGUGCUUAUCGCGGCAUUUGCCCAAACAGGGCAAUGUGCUCAAGCGAAGCAUGUCUUUGAUUUCAUGCCCGAGCCCGAUUCCAUCUCCUGGAACACACUGAUGCAAGCUUUCGCGCAGCACCAUUCAAUCUGUGAUGCCAAAGAAAUCUUUGAUCGAAUGCCCGCGCGGCAGCUCUCGUCCUGGAAUUGUCUACUCACUGCAUCUGCCCAAGCAGGGGAUUUGCAGUGGAUUGACGAUGUCUUUGAUCGGAUUCCUCUCCAUGAUGUGAUCUCCUGGACGGCAUUUCUAGGGGCCUAUGCUGAAUCACACAAGCUCGAUUCAGCACAAGAGAUCUUCGAUCGUAUGCCCGAGAGGAACGCAAUCUCUUGGAACGCGAUGAUCGCGGUAAAUGCCAAAGCGGGGCGAAUCCACGAUUCGUGGUCGAUGCUGCGGAGGAUGCCCCAGCACAGCGUCAAUCCCUGGAACGCGAUCCUCCAGCACUGCCCGUCGAUCGACCGCGCGCGCGAGCUCUUCCAAUCGAUGCGCCACAGGAACCUCUUGUCCUGGAACACUGCUCUCGGGGUCUUUGCGGAGCAAAUGGCCGCGAUGGGCGAGCUCUUCGAUCGAAUGCCAGCGCGCAGCAUUGUCUCCUUCAACGCCGCGAUCAAAGCCCACACCGAUCGCGGGGACGUGCACGGCGCGAUGGCGGUGCUGGAUUCCAUCCCAGGCGACGGUGGUAGUGGCGGCGAUCUCAUCUCCUGGACGAUGAUCGUGGCGGCCCACGCCCGCCGCUAUGGCGGCGCUGCCGACGCGAUCUACCUCUUCGAUCGCCUCCCUCACCGCGAUCUCUACUGCUGGAACGCGCUCCUCGUCGCGCUGGCUGAGAACGUUUUGAGCGGCGAUCAUCUCAUCCACGCGAAGAGGCUCUUCGAUCGAAUGCCCGCCCACGAUUCGUGCGCUAGCAACGCGAUGAUCCAGGCGCUCGCGGCGGAGCAUCGAAUCGAUGGCGCCAAGACCGUGUUUGAUCGAAUCCCCCGCCCGGAUCUCCAGCUCCUCCCAGGAACAUCGAUGAUCAGCCUUCUCGGCCGGAGUGGUGGAUCAUCCCUCUCCCAGGCACUGGCGAUCUUCCACGGCCUCGCCCAGCGCGAUCAGGCCUCCUGGAACGCGAUCGUGGAGGCGUGCGCUCGAUUCGGGGAGCCGACCAUUGCUGCCGCCGCGAUCGAUCGAAUGCCGCAGCGCGACGAGAUCGCAUGGGUGGUGAUCAUCACCGAGCUCGCACAGCACGAAGGAGGAUCCAUAGAUCGAUCAAAAGCCCUCUUUGAUUCGAUCGGCGAGCCGACCACCGCGAUCUGGAACGCGAUCAUCGCGGCCCACGGCCACUGCAAGCUCUACCGCGGGGCCAUCCAGUGCUUCCGCGAGAUGGAUCUCUCCGGAGUGGAGAGCGACGAGGUGACGUUCUUGGCAGUCCUGGAUGCUUGCCUGGGAGCUCCAGCGCUGGCCGAGGGGAGGAUCAUCCACGCCAGCUUGGUGGAUCGAUUCCACUCCCGCCACUACUCGGAGAUCAUCACCAACACGCUCAUCAACUUCUAUGGCAAAUCCGGGUGCUUGCGCGAGGCCAUGGAGAUCUUCCAUGGAUCAAAGCUCGGUGGUAUCUCCUCCACGUCAUGGAAUGUGAUGAUCGGAGCUUACGCUCACAAUGGUCUCUCGGAUCGAGCCAGCGAGCUCCUGGAGCUCAUGGCGCUGGAUGGAUCUCUCCCGGAUGCCUCGACGCUUAUGAGCCUUCUCACAGCUUGCGCUCACGCCGGGAAGCUCCGCUACGCCCGAGACUACUUCGUCACUCUCAAGGGGGAUUUCUUCGUGGAGCCCGACCGCGAUCACUUUGGCUGCGUUGUGGAUCUCUUGGGACGAUCCGGGAGGCUCCAGGAAGCGCUGGAGCUCGUGGAGAGCAUGCCUUUCGAGCCCGACGCGGUGGCAUUGACGAGCUUGCUGAGCUCGUGUAGGAAUUUGCACUCGUCCGACGAGGAACUCGCGAUUGGAGGGCGCGUUCUUGGAAAGUUGGCGGAGGUGAGCUCGAGAUCCGCGGUGUUUGUCAUGGCCUCAAGCAUGCAAAGGGACGUCCAAGCGUGAACGCGGCUAUGGCGGAGAGGCUGGAAUUGGGAGAAGCGGCCCCAAACUUUGAGCUCCCGGAGCCUUUGAGUGGAAAGACAUGGAAGCUCGAGGAUUUCAAGCAAUCUCCA